Molecule: messenger RNA, 2030 nt
Organism: Colossoma macropomum (tambaqui)
Lineage: Eukaryota; Metazoa; Chordata; Actinopteri; Characiformes; Serrasalmidae
Gene: vps36
Product: vacuolar protein sorting 36 homolog
Exons: 14
Coding region: 130-1278 (382 amino acids)
Biological process (GO): protein transport to vacuole involved in ubiquitin-dependent protein catabolic process via the multivesicular body sorting pathway
Cellular component (GO): late endosome membrane; ESCRT II complex
Molecular function (GO): ubiquitin binding; phosphatidylinositol-3-phosphate binding
Source: RefSeq, a predicted model, not a curated record
ACAGGCAAAGCGUCUGGUACCAUACCGGAAGUAAACAGUCGCUGGGUAGUGUCACGUAGAAAACGUAGAAAACGUACAAAAUGUAUUAAUUCUGAUGUAUAAAUCUAGAAAACUGUUCAUAAAGUCGAAAUGGACCGAUUUAUGUGGACUAAUGGACUCCUCGAAAUGAACGAAACCUUAGUUAUCCAGCAGAGAGGUGUCAGACUCUAUGAUGGAGAUGAAAAGGCGAAGCUUGAUGUGGGAGUCGUCCUCCUGAGCACACAUCGGUUACUUUGGAGGGACCAAAAGAAUCAUGAGUGCUGCAUAUGUAUACCAUUGUCUCAGAUCAUAUUCUUCGAAGAGCAGGCAGCAGGUAUUGGGAAGAGUGCCAAGAUUGUUAUUCACCUGCACUCAGCCCCUGCCAACAAGGAGCCUGGACCCUUCCAGCACAGCAAGUUCUCCUAUAUCAAACUGUCCUUUAAGGAACAUGGGCAAAUUGAGUUUUACAGACGUCUGACGGAGGAAAUGACACAGAAGAGGUGGGAGAACACGCCAGUCUCGCAGCCCAUUAGCACAACAGCUGGAUCGAAGGCAGGAAGGACACGCGCAGUAGGGAUUGUUGGCAUUGAACGGAAGUUGGAGGAGAAGCGGAAAGAGACUGAUAAAAAUAUUUCUGAGGCCUUUGAAGAUCUCAGCAAGCUUAUGGAGAAGGCCAAAGAGAUGGUUGAGCUGUCUAAAUCCAUUGCCAGCAAAAUCAAAGACAAACAGGGCGACAUCACAGAGGACGAGACUAUCCGCUUCAAGUCCUAUUUGCUAAGCAUGGGCAUCGCCGACCCUGUAACCAGGGAAACGCACGGCUCUGGCACACACUACCACAUGCAGCUCGCUAGACAGCUGGGAGACAUGCUUCAGGCACCACUGGAGGAACGAGGGGGUAUGAUGGCCCUCACAGAAGUCUACUGUCUGGUGAACCGAGCACGUGGGAUGGAGCUUCUCUCUCCAGAGGAUCUGGUGAAUGCCUGCAAGAUGUUUGAAUCCCUUAAACUCCCUCUGAGGUUGCGAGUCUUCGACAGUGGGGUGAUGGUGGUUCAGUUGCAGUCCCAUAACGAAGAGGAGAUGAUUGCGUCUGCUCUUGAUAAUGUGUCCGAGAAGGGCUCCUUAACAGCGGAGGAGUUCGCAAAACUUUUAGGACUGUCUGUUCUCCUUGCAAAAGAGAGACUGCUGCUGGCUGAGAAAAUGGGGCAUCUAUGCAGAGACGACUCCGUGGAAGGCCUGCGCUUUUAUCCUAACUUGUUUUGAUGUACAAAUAUGUCUUAUCUAAAAUCUCUGCUGGACUCUUUCACAGACUGUUGUACAGAACACUGUAAUGUUCCGCAUAUAGACUGGACUUGUAGGACAGCCCCUCUUUACUGUAUAAUACCAAUAAUAAAUGUUGAUUUAGAUGCUUAUAUUACUUGAUGUGUUAUAAAUGGGGUAAGGCAGUAAUGGAAUGCUGUUCUUAGUCAUCCGGUUUAAACAGAUCUGUGUAUGAACUGUAAAGAUGGUGUGCUAUGGUGGGCUGUCCUAAAUAGUACGGCUGUAGUGCUAAACCUGAACAGCAGGGCUGUGGCUGAGAGCCUUGCUAAUAAACCCCACAGUGAGGUGGACUAAAAGGGUUCUGGCUCUGCUUAAAGGAAUACUCCACUAAUUUUUUUCAACCUAAUCUCAAUCUUCUGAAUCUGUAGCAUGUGGUCAGUUACCACAGGCGAUCAUUUGAACCCUUUCACUGUACUUAAUACUGAAGCAACUGCAGAUAGAGAUUAGGCUGAAAAAAUGCUGGCGUGUUCCUUUAAGUCAUAUUUGGCUUUAGAAUUGAGGCAUUCAAGAGCCUUCACUAGUACAAAUUUACUAUGACCAGCUAUGCCCCAACACUGUGCACCUUGACUGCACAGAGCAUUUUACAGGUUUAAUGCUUAUAUCCUGUAUUAGCUGAACAGACUGACGCAUCUCCCAGUGUCUGAACUGUGUUCAGCUGAGAUUCAUCGUGCGAUUAAAAAAUUCAGCCGUCUUCA